UUUUCGUUCCAUGGAUAAUUACAAUCAUUAAUAACAAUAAUUAAAUCAUGUUAGCUUGGCAGCAUUUUAUCAGUCGGUGCAAUCCCCAACCAGAGUGUUAACGCACAUACAAGAGGACGAAAGCAGAUUCUUUCUUGGUGUGCAGCCUCUUGAGUUGCGUCUGAGCUCAGAGCUCGCCUAUGCGCCCUCAUCGAGACUUGGCACCUGCUGUACGCAGACGGAACAAGGACUGGAACAACAUUAACUGCCGUCUCUUCUGUUUUUAAAGACAGAGAACGAGGGGGCUUUUAACUUAUGGAGAGCUAUCCCAGCGAAGCCCAAACCUGAGACUUAUUCCAGCCAUGUCAGCUAAUGGGAGUUCAGAGUCCAGCUGCAGGUCAGAGGUUAGACCCACCAAUAACACCUGUUUCCAGAAGGAACUGUCUAUCACUGCAUCAGUAAUCUCUAUGACUGUUGGCAUCUUCUCCAACAGCCUUGCUCUGUUCAUUCUGCUGAAAUCCUACAGCAGCAUCCGCACCAAGUCCAGGGCAUCCUUCCUGCUGUUUGCCAGCAGCCUGGUGAUCACAGAUCUGCUGGGUCACCUCAUUAAUGGAUCCCUGGUGCUUUUUGUGUACAGUGCUGAAAAGAAAUGGGAGAAUUUUGAUCCUUAUCAAAUCAUAUGCACCAUCUUUGGGGCAUGUAUGGUGUUCUUUGGCUUGAGCCCCUUGUUCCUGGGAAGUGCUAUGGCUGUGGAGCGCUGCAUUGGAGUCACUAAGCCUAUCUUCCACUCCACAGUGUUGGCCUCACACCACAUGAAAAGGCUCCUUGGGGUCACCUGGCUGCUUGCUGCACUGGUGGCUGCGCUGCCUGUAAUGCUGUCGAAGCCCUACAAGGUUCAAAGGUCCAGGAGCUGGUGCUUUUUCCUUAUCGAGCAAACCAAAGACUGGCUGGAUGUGCUCCUGCCGCUGCUAUUUUCAUUGCUGGGGCUGCUGGCACUGCUGAUCUCCAUUGCCUGCAACACGCUAACAGGCUGUGUUCUAAUACAGGCCAAACUGCGCCACAAGCAUCACUGCAGAAGCAUGCCUUAUCACAUAGAGAUGAUCUGCCAGCUCCUGGCUAUCAUGCUGGUGUCCUGCAUAUGCUGGGGCCCAUUACUGAUCCAUGUCACCAUUCUGAGUACCAGAGCCACGGAUGAGUCUCCAUCUUUUAGUCUGCUGACUAUACGCAUGGCUACGUGGAACCAGAUCCUGGACCCGUGGGUCUACAUCCUGCUGAGGAAGGCUGUUCUCAGGAAAAUCUUCGUGUUGCUUCACGGCUGUUGUGGCUCGAAAUUUUACACCCUCCAUCGGUGGCAGCGCAGUAUGCUCCACAGCUCAGCGGAGACCAGCAGCUCCAGUGGGUCAUCUGAUUGCCGCUGCCUCGGUAAAACACCUGUGCAUGAUGUAGUCAUCAAAUCCAUCACCUGAACCCUGUCCUGAGUCUUUUAUCUGAGAACGCCAAGGUGCUGAAAAACAAAAGGAAAGAAAAUCAUUUGGAAUACUAGAAGGACAUUUCUAAAGAACGCUUAUCCUAAGGUCAAUUUUAAAGUGACCCAGGUCCAAAACAAAAUUCCUUUGAUUCUUCCUUUGCAUGCGCUCUUCCUCUUUGCAAAGUUUCAUCCCAUUUCAGCUCCUGCAGAUGAAUAAGACGCACUGAGACACUAGAAGACUAUCAAAAAUGCACUUACACAAACCACAAAUGUUUUCUUGUAACAUUUGCAAAAUGAUCACCAUGAAUUGUCACUAUUACUGUAUAUUGUGGUAUUGACUUUUUGUUCUAAACUUUUAGCCCCGCCUUCUGCAUCAGGGGCACUAGACAAGUUCUAUCAAAAACUGUCACAGUGUUAGAGACGAACUAACAGUCACUGUUAAGUCGUAGACAUUGUUUUAUUCAUUCCUGGCUUUGUUCCACGUGCAGCUCCAGCCUGUGUCUUUGCACUACUAUUUAUUGAUUGUGACUGAGUCUUCUUUGACCUUACAUGUUAACUUUUUAUUAUAAGGAUUCCAGUAUAAUGUGUUAAUCAUUUGGUUUGCACAGAUGUGCAAGAGACAAUAAGCGUGCAAAAAAACAAAUGAUCAUCCUCCACCACCAUGCUGACAUCAGUAUGAUGUCUUUGUGCUAAUAUUGUGCUGUACUUAGUUUUCAUCAAACAUGGCUGUGCAUUGAUGCCAAACAUCUCUACUUUGGUGCUGUCUGUCCAAAGCACAUUAUUCAAGAGGUCUUGUGGUUUGUUCAAAUGCGACUUUGCAAACUUAAGCCAUGUUGCUUUCAUGCUUUUAAAGAGAAGAGGCAACCCUGGCAUUUAGCAGGACCAGAAGCAGUAAGGGUAUACCGGUACUUAGGACUGUUUUACCUGAAGCAAAUAUUUUGUGCUGAAAGUCUAGUUGAUGUUUAAAACAAGCUUCUCCCAACAAUUUCACCACAACAGUAAACUUUUGCUCAUUGAGUGUUUUGAAUGUCAUCAAGUGUUUUCUUUUUUUAUAGUGUGUGAGCUGUUAACGUGAUGGUGUAUACUGUACCAGCCUUUAAACAAUUUAAGCCUGCAUUAUGUUAUAACAUGGACCAAUUGAAAACAUGAUUUUUGCCUGUAUCAGUACGUUUGAUGUUUUAAAUGGUUCGGGUGAGUGUUGUGCUUUUCUUUCAAAGUGUUGUAAAGAAUGAUCAGAGUAAGAAGUUUCUGAUUGAAGUAUGUAACGCUGCAUUCAAGUGUGAUCAUGAUCAGAACGAAAGCAGAUGUUUUGAGAGGAUCGUCUUUCAGCAGUAAGUAGUCUGCUGGUAGGUGCGUUAUUACUUAGUAAAUGUGAUUUUUUCGCACCGGUGCUUCUGCAUCAUGACACUUUUUUUUUUACAAAACAACACAAAACUUUCCAAUGUGUUUGUGCUGUACUGUGUAAUAAAACGGAAAAUGGAAAAACAAA
Maylandia zebra (zebra mbuna) is the source of this 2936-nucleotide messenger RNA. It is a transcript of the gene ptgfr, whose product is annotated as prostaglandin F receptor (FP). Gene Ontology annotation, cellular component: plasma membrane. The record is from RefSeq and is a predicted model, not a curated record. Lineage: Eukaryota; Metazoa; Chordata; Actinopteri; Cichliformes; Cichlidae. Gene Ontology annotation, molecular function: prostaglandin F receptor activity. Gene Ontology annotation, biological process: positive regulation of cytosolic calcium ion concentration; adenylate cyclase-activating G protein-coupled receptor signaling pathway; inflammatory response.